This is a messenger RNA of Eupeodes corollae, 7758 nucleotides long. RefSeq names its product unconventional myosin-Va (gene didum). Gene Ontology annotation, biological process: actin filament organization; vesicle transport along actin filament. Gene Ontology annotation, molecular function: actin filament binding; microfilament motor activity; ATP binding. The transcript has 22 exons. Lineage: Eukaryota; Metazoa; Arthropoda; Insecta; Diptera; Syrphidae. The record is from RefSeq and is a predicted model, not a curated record. The coding region runs from base 370 to 5823 and encodes 1817 amino acids. Gene Ontology annotation, cellular component: vesicle; actin cytoskeleton; myosin complex.
AGGGAAUAGGUUUUUACUUUUUCGUCUACGUUGUUGGUCGACGUAAGAAAAAUUUGUCGUGAGAGCUUUUUUGUUUAAAAUAUAUUUUUUCUAGUUUUUGUGCGUUUGUAACACAUUAAAAAUUCAACGAAUUUCUUUUGCUGACUUCAAAAUUUAUAAUUUACUAAAAUAAAUAAUAUGAAAAACAUAAGCAAAUUGGUUUAUCAAGUCAAAUACGGGAAAUAGAAUCGUGUGAAAUUCGGGUGGAAAAAAAAAUUGAUCACGGAAAAAUCGACACCCAACAGCAGUGUAGUAGCAGCAGAAGCAGCAGCAGAAGCGACUCCAGCAGCUCCACCACCAGAAGCAGCGACAAAAACAACAACAGCAACCAUGUCAAGUAGCGAAGAGAUGCUCUAUGUGAAGGGUGCCAGAAUAUGGAUACCAAACGAAGAAAACGUGUGGGAGGGUGCCGUAUUAGAACAGGACUACACAAAGGAUUGCAAGGAACUUAACGCCUACAAAGAUGCUGGUCAUCAACAGAUAACAAUUAAAAUUAAAUCUGCUAAUGACUUGCCCCCAUUGCGUAAUCCAACCAUAUUGAUCGGGCAACAAGAUUUGACCGCCUUAUCAUACCUUCACGAGCCGGCGGUCCUGCAUAAUUUGAAGGUGCGUUUUCGUGAACGCCAGUCCAUUUACACUUAUUGCGGCAUAAUAUUGGUAGCAAUAAACCCGUAUGCCAAAUUGCCCCUCUAUGGGCCAGAUAUCAUUCGAGCGUAUCGUGGACAUUCCAUUGGUGAAUUAGAACCACAUAUAUUUGCUCUUGCCGAGGAAGCCUACACAAAAUUAGAACGAGAAAAAUGUGAUUUAAGUAUAAUUGUGAGUGGAGAAUCGGGAGCUGGUAAGACUGUUUCUGCCAAAUAUGCAAUGAGAUAUUUUGCCGCUGUGGGAGGCAGUGAAUCGGAGACGCAGGUUGAACGAAAAGUAUUGGAGUCAAGUCCAAUUAUGGAGGCAUUUGGUAAUGCAAAGACCACACGAAAUGACAACAGCUCAAGAUUUGGAAAGUUUACAAAAUUGUUGUUCAAAAAUAAUAUGGGAGUAAUGAAUUUGACGGGAGCAACUAUGCAAACUUAUUUGUUGGAGAAGUCCCGAGUUGUAUACCAAUCUCCUGGGGAGAGAAAUUAUCAUAUUUUCUAUCAACUGUGCUCAGCCAGGGAGCAACACCCAGAGCUUAUGUUGGACCAUCAAGAUAAAUUCAAUUUCCUCAACAAAGGCAAAUCACCAGAUAUUGAGCGUGUUUCUGAUGUUGAUCAAUUUAAAGAAACCGUUCAAGCAAUGUCCAUACUUGGAUUUGGUCCAACACAAAUCUCGGAAAUACUCAAAAUACUUGCCGGUAUUUUACAUCUGGGCAAUAUUCAAUUUGUAAGUCAAUACAAAAAGGACACCAAUGAAAUUGAUUCUGAUGCCUGUGAUAUAAUGCCAAAUGACUUGCCAUUGCAUGUUACCGGUGACAUGUUAAAAAUCAAAGCCGAUGACUUGCGCAAAUGGUUGAUAACCCGUCAAAUUGAAUCAUACCAUGAAAAUGUUCUAAUUCCCAAUAAUAUAGCUGCGGCCGAAUCUGCAAAGGAUGCUUUAGCCAAACAUAUAUAUUCCAAACUCUUCCAAUACAUUGUAGCUGUGAUAAACAAAAGCUUAAAUUCUGGCCGUAAGCAAAGUUGUUUUAUUGGAGUUUUAGAUAUUUAUGGCUUCGAGACAUUCGAUACGAAUUCAUUUGAACAAUUUUGUAUAAAUUAUGCAAAUGAAAAACUGCAACAACAAUUUAACCAACAUGUCUUUAAAUUGGAACAAGAGGAAUACUUAAAAGAGGGCAUCGUUUGGACUAUGAUUGAUUUUUACGAUAAUCAACCAUGUAUCGAUAUGAUUGAAUCUAAGUUGGGAGUUCUUGAUUUGUUGGAUGAAGAGUGUAGGAUGCCCAAAGGAUCUGAUGAAUCAUGGGCUGGAAAGCUUAUUGAGAAAUGUUCAAAGUUCCCGCAUUUUGAAAAACCAAGAUUCGGAACAACAAGUUUUCUUGUUAAACAUUUUUCGGAUACUGUGCAAUAUGAUGUUCAUGGAUUUUUGGAGAAAAACCGUGACACUGUGUCUAAGGAGUUGGUGAAUGUAGUUGCUCAAUCUGAAAUGACCCUGUGUAAACAGUUAAUGGAAUUGGAGGAGACGGACACGCUAAGUGAAGCAAAAACUACAGUUGGUGGAAGGGUUGUUAUAAGUGCAUCAAAACAAACGCUGCCAGUGGACAAACGUAAACGAGUCACCCCGUCAAAACAGCAUAAACGAUCUGUUGGGUCCCAAUUUCGGGACAGCUUGUCGUUGCUUAUCUCAACAUUGCAUUCUACAACACCGCACUACGUGCGAUGCAUAAAGCCAAAUGAUGAUAAGGUCGCCUUCAAGUGGGAAGCUUCAAAAAUAGUUCAACAAUUAAGAGCAUGUGGUGUGUUAGAAACUGUUCGCAUAUCUGCAGCAGGUUUCCCAUCUCGUUGGUCAUACCACGAUUUCUAUACUCGCUACCAAUUACUAUGCCAUCGAAAGUUUCUCAACAAAAGCGAUCUAAAGAGUUCAUGUCAAAAUAUUGUCACUAAAUGGAUUCACGAUGAGGAGAAGUAUCGUUUUGGUAAUACGCAAAUAUUCUUUAGAGCUGGACAAGUCGCUUAUCUAGAGCAAGUUCGUAUGAAUCUUCGCAAAAAAUACAUAAUCACUGUGCAGUCUGUGGUGCGAAAAUUUGUCUAUCGCAUGCGUUAUCAACGUAUCCAAAGGGUCGUGCUAGGCUUACAGACUUUUGCUCGUGGUUAUAUAGCCAGAAAGAAGGCAAGAGCUAUACGAGAGGCGAGAGCAGCACUGAUAAUAUCGAAAUAUGCUCGUGGCUAUGUGUGCCGGCGUAGAUUCCUUAAGCUACGUUUUUCAGUUUGUGGAAUUCAACAGUAUGCUCGAGGAAUGUUGGCACGGCAUCGUUUUAAAUUGGCCAUGGACAAUCAUAGGGCAACUCAGAUACAACGUUUCUGUCGAGGUUAUUUGGCCCGUCAGGCAUAUAAGAAGAAAUUGCGAAGCAUCAUUGUUUGUCAGUCGGCGAUUAGAAGAUUCUUGGCUCGUCGUCUUUUCAGGAAACUUAAGGCCGAAGCCAAGACAAUCUCUCACAUCCAAAACCUAUACAAGGGCCUGGAGAACAAAAUUAUUUCACUACAACAGAAGAUCGAUGAGUUGAACAAGGAAAAUACACAACUCAAGCUAAAAACAACAGCUAUUCCUGUUUUAAAGAACCAGUUGGAACAGAAAAAGAAUAUCGAGAAUCAGUUGAAACAGUUGAAAUUGUUACUCGAAGACAAAGAGAAUGCUUUGCUGGCGGUUGACAAACAACUUGAGGCGGAGCGAGAUGAAAAAAUGCAACUGCUGGAAGAGAAAGAUCAUGAAAGAGAAGAAUGGUCUAAGCAAAAACAAACGUGGCGCAUUGAAAAUGAAGAACUCCGCAAACAGGUUGAUGAAAUGAUCGAAUUGGCAAAGAAAGAGGAGAAGGGUUCACUUCAUCGUUCGCGUAUUCUAUCAGAAGUUGAUGUCAAUGAAGUUCAUGAGGCUUAUCAACGUGCAAAGAAAGACAAAGACUUUUUGGAGGGUGAAAAUUAUAUGCUUAAAGAGGAAAUUAGCCGUUUGCAAAAAGGAAAUGGAAAUGCUACAGAAUAUUCCAAUCAUACAAGAUCUUUGAGUAAUGCAUCGAGUCAGAAUGAAGAGGACUUUGGUUAUGCAUCGGCCAAGAAUACACUUGAACCUAAGCGAAUGAAUCAAGCUUUGACUUUUGAUAGUAACAAUCAAUCUUCAAUGGAAUCAUUUGCAAAGAUUGAGGUGACAUCAACUCCGAAGAGCGAACAAACAAGUUUAAUUCUGAAGCUAAGGGGUAUUUUGGAAGAAGAGAAAAAGAAAAACAAGAUUUUGGUAGACCAAAUGGAAAAGCUGAUGAACAAAAACAAAUCUACUGAAGAUUCUCUAAGAGUUACGGAGCUAGAAGUUGAAAAUGAAAAAAUACGCCAUGAUUAUAGUUUAUUGCGAAAUAGCAUAAGCCGUGGUGUUGAGAUGCAAGAACUUGAAGCUCAACAAAGUGCUCUUCAAGAAGAACUAAAACGCCGUCGGGAUGAGUGCAUCCAGCUUAAAGCCGUACUUCAGCAGCAGAGUCAAUCCUUGAAAUCAUUUGGCGGUGCUAAACCAGUGCGAACAGAUAAUACAUUCCAAGAAAACUCUGAACUUCUAGAAGCUUUCCAAGCACAGAAACUUGUCAACAGACAACUUGAAUCAGAACUCAGUGCACUGACCGAAGAAAACAAUGCCCACUUGGCUGAACUAUCACGACAACUUGAUGAACUACGAAAUGAAAAGGCCCAACUUCAGACCAUUCUACAAAGCGGUGUCGAAGAUUUAGACGAAGCUAAUAUUGAGGCUAUUCGUCAAAAUGAGCGUUACCUAAGAUAUGAAUUAGAAAAAUCAUACAUGGAAUACACUAAACUACAGGAGGAUAUGAAUGUUUUGACUAAGAAAUACGAAGAUGCCAAACGUACUAUCCAUACGUUGACUAGGAGACUUCGAGAUCAUGGCAUAUCGAGUGCAAAUCCAAAUCAAGAAGAUUCUAAGGUUGUAGCGUCUGUUGGGAAAAAGAAGACCCAUCAUUACAAAGGAAUUCUCAAGUACAAUAAAGGUGAUCUUGAUAAGAUUUCUCAGCGCCUCAUAGUUGGCCUGACACCUCGAGUUGCCAUUGGCUUAUUGCCAGGUUUACCAGCGUAUAUUUUAUUCAUGUGUAUUAGAUAUACUGACUUGUUGAACAAUGACGACAAUGUGCAAAAAUUGCUGGCAAUGUUUGUGAAUCACAUGAAGAAAGUCCACAAGUUCCCCUGUCCUACCGAAAAUCGUGUCCUCUGGCUGGUUAACUCAUUGACACUCCAUAAUCUUCUUAAGCAAUAUGGUAACAUUGAGGAAUACAAUCGUUUGAAUACUCCACAGCAAAAUCAGCAGUUGCUAACUAACUUUGAUCUCUCUGAAUAUCGGAAAAUCAUAUACGACAUAAUUGUGGGUCUAUAUGAAAGCUUAGUAAAACAAGUCCAGGGAUUGAUUAAGCAAUUCGUGGUGCCAGCCGUUCUUGAUCAUGAUGAAAUUAAAAAUGGACAGAAUCAAGGUAAUCGCCGAACAAUAUCGUUGGACGGUUCACCCGAGCAUGCAAAGGUAUCGGCACCAAGAUUGCUUGUCAAUCAACUGGAGCACUAUUACAAGCAGUUUCACUUUUUCGGACUUCACAUUAGUUAUACAGAACAGAUAUUCUAUCAGUUGUUGUAUAAUAUUUGUGCCAUUGCAAUGAACACGCUUAUGUUGCGUGGAGAUAUUUGCAUGUGGGAGACAGGUAUGAAGAUUAGGUAUAAUGUAACAUGUCUGGAAGAAUGGGUUCGUGAAAAGAAAAUGUCUUCUGAUGUGACAAAACCAUUGGCUCCUUUGAUUGAUGUCUCACAAUUGCUGCAAUCAAGAAAAACCGAGCAGGAUGUAGAUAGUGUAUAUGAAUUGUGUAAUUCACUGACAACUGCACAAGUUCUUAAGAUGAUAAAAUCUUACAACUCAGAUGAUUGUGAAAGAGAAAUAAGCAGUACGUUUAUUGAGAAACUAACUGAUAAGCUCAACAACAGGAACAUGGCACGAAACUACGAAUUCACAAUGGACCAAGAAUUCAUCCAUCCUGUUAAGGUUGUCUACAAUUACAGUGACGUUAAACUUGAAGACAUUGAAAUCCCCAAACAACUGCAUCUUGAUGAAAUUCUCAUUAAGAUCUAAAAAAGAAGUAACAACUUAGAUGCAUCUGUAUAUUUCACCCCAACAAAAAAAAAGCAAAUAUUUAAAACAAAAAAAGAGCAAAAUUGUACGACUAUUUCUCGUAUAACCUUAAGAUAAAUAAUAAUAUUAAUAUAUUAGUUACCAUUUAUUACAUAAAAAAAAACAUAUAUUAUGUAAGCUUGUUGCCAUUUUCUCACUAUAAAUCUAUUUUGUACAUUGUUAAAUAUUGUUGCAUUAUCAAGAACCGUUAAAGUAAGUAUGUACUUAAAAAUAAAAGACAAAAUAUAUUCCAUUUUUUGAUGUAGUUUACGAUAAUAGUGCAAAUGAAUGUACCUUUCCUUGACAUUGUAGACAAAAUAACUACAAUUAUUAUAUUUUUGUUAUCUUAAUUAAAGUUAGUUUUUUUUUUAAAUAAUUAUGUUAGAAAGAUUAUAUAUGUAUUAUUUAAUUUCGAAUUACCACCAAUUUCUGUUUAUGUUGGGGUUUUAAAUCUUCGACAACAUAAAACUUUUUGUUCUUUUGUAGAGUUACAAGAACAAAAAAAAGAAAUUAAAUAUUUAGUUCUUAAUAAAACAAUCGUAGUAUUAAAUUAAAUUUAUAGUUAAAUAAAACGCAACUAGAAAAAUUUAGUAAAAUUUAAAAGCAACACAACUAAAAGUUGAGUGAGAAAAAGUUAUACCUAUCAAAAUUAAAAUAUUAAGAUGAUGAUUUAUUUGGUAUUAAUGUGUAAGAAAGAAUAAAACAUGAAACGAUAAGAUUGCCUAAAGAAAUGCCUUAGAAUGUUAUACUAUACUCUUCCUCAAAAUUUAAAUUAAGAUCAUAUUUUUGAAAUUUAAUUUUGAAAUGUGUAGAGAGAUGGUUGACCAACAAUAUGUGAUAUGAAAUGCAUUCCAUUUAAGUUAAUACAAGAACACUUAAAAAAUAUUUAUACUUUUGUUUGUUGAAAUUCUAAAAUAUGUAUUAAAAAAAAUUCAAUGUUACUUGGCACUUUGUACUAAGUUAAGUUAAAACUGAUUUACAGUUUUAAAAAUAGAAGUAUUUAUUCAUUUUUGGGCAAAAUUAAACAGGCCUAACACAGUUUAUCUGCUGAUCAAAAACUAUAUCGUUUGUGUAUUUUAAAAAACCAUUAUUUUUAAGUUAAACUCUAUUGAAUAAAAUCAUUGGAAUGUGUAAGAUCAGCUUUAUAAAAGUAACAGUUAUAAACAGGUCGGCUUACAAGAAGAAACCCAAAAAAAAAAUGGUUCAUUUUUGUACCCAUGAUUUUCAAACUUUAAAAGAACAUUUAAGAUUACCGCUGGUUUUAUGGACAGGAUGAAAAUUCUAGUCCUUUUUUAUUCAGGUUUCCUAAGUUGUUCUGUAUAGAUUUAAAUUUAUUAUUUAAAUGUUCUUACAUUUCUAAAUUUAAACCAUUUGUGCGAAAAAAAGUGUAAAACUAAUGAAAGAAGAAAACGACCACGAGAAAUUAAAAUGUAUUUAAAAAAAGAAGAAAAAAAACAAAUAUUUUUUGUAUUGCCAUUUAAAUAUUUUAAGAUUCGAUUAUUUGUCAAACUUAAAAUAUUUCCGUAAUUUUUUUUACAUCGAAAAUGUAUAUCUUAUUUUUAGUUUUAAGAAAAACCGUUAUAUUAUAAAUACAUACAUAUAUACUAUACAAAUAAUGCAAUGAUCCUUCUAAAAGAGUAAGUUAUUAAAAUACGUUAGUGAUGAUUCUUCAUUAAAAACAUGUUAAUUGAAGAAUUAAAAUAGAACUGUUAUAAAUGUAUACAAUGCAUAUAAAAAAUAAGCAAGAUUAUAUAUAUAUAUUUAAAACAAAGAAAAAAAAUAAUAAUAUGUACUUAAAAGCAAAAUAGAAAAUAUAUUUAUACAAAUUGGCUUAAGUCGAUUUUCUCGUUGAACAUAUUUAAAUAAAUCUAUUUAAUCAUACAGAUUAAUUUCUCA